This is a messenger RNA of Coregonus sp. 'balchen', 13245 nucleotides long. NCBI's taxonomy places the organism in Eukaryota, Metazoa, Chordata, Actinopteri, Salmoniformes, Salmonidae. The record is from the annotation of a GenBank genome assembly.
GCAAAACGUUUUGGACUAAUGAUUACAACCCAGAUAUAGUAGCGCUGUUUUGUUCGCGCAUGUUCACUGUGAACUUUAGUCUAUUGUGUAUAACAGUGCCAGGCAGCAUCAUGUCACUGCUUAGCCUUGUGGAUGAAGCCAUCAAGUUGUGCGAAGUAGAGGAGACCAAGAUAAACGAGAACAUCAUUCAAUACAGGGAGAUACUGCGCUCUUUGUAAGUACAAUAACACCUCCACGUUCAUUGCUAUCUGUUACGCUAAUGGUCUAAAGUUGUUCUGUAUGAGUACGUAACUAGAUAGGCCUAUGUUUUAACUUGCUUGGCAUCUGAUCAUUCACCAGGAGACCACAGCAGGAAGACUGCAAGGAAAUAAAACUGACAGAUGAUGUUGAAAUGGGUAUGAUGAUGAUCCACAAUCUGUUAUUUACUCUGAAAGCCCAGUGUACUAGUAGUAACUGGAUAUGGUCAUAUUUGUUUUAGUUUUUUGUAUCUACAUUGUCAGCAUAUUUGUAUCUUUCUGUGUUUAGACCCAGAUGUCCAACCGGAGGAGAGACAGGAGAUGGAACUGCUGAAUCGAAUGCUGGAGAAGGCCCUCAGAGUUCGUGUUGGCACAGCACCCCAAAAAGACCCUCAGAACUGUACAGGACCAAAGAAAGAACCAGUGGACACUACACAUUGCAAAGGAAGGGCUCUGACCCCAGGUGGCACCAAAGGGAAUAGAAAUGGCUUUAAAACUACCUCCAGACCCAUCACGGUGGACAAAAAAGAGUCCAGGAAGUCUUCUGCGUCCCAUCUCUAUAGGGAUGGAAGGGGGAGGAUGGGUCAUCUGGUAGGUCAUUCAGGACAAGGCAGGGCUAGCAUGAUCAGAGGCUCUGUCCAGAUCCAGAAACAAUCUGUCGUGUCACCAAAGGGGUUUCAUCCCCAGUCCUCUGGGAAAGCAGUGAAGCAGGCUGGUCCUCCAGGUCCUGUGUCUAAUGAUCAGGGUCAAUCACCACAGGCCUCAUCAGCACAUCAUCAGGUUGAGGUGUCCCACAGGUGCAUGUCAGCUGCAGCCACUUCCUUCCAGCCCCCUAACGAGGACCCGGUGUCUGUUUCACACAUGGAGGGGACGCCAAAAGCACAUGUCGUUUCACCUCCACAGAAUGGGUCUGUGACAGUGUCAAAUUCCUUUGCCAAAAGCAACAUAGCAAAUGAAAAUGGAACUUCAAAGUACCAUACUGAUAUCGUUAAGAAGUUGGCUAGAAGCAACUCAACAUUGGUGAUAUAAUAUGACUAGUCUGUUGUGACACUAAGUAGUUUGAGUGUGGUUUAAUGACACUACAUGUUUGAUUGUGUUUUUGUGGCAGGGUUCCCUCCCAGUUGUUAACUAAAUGGAUCAGUCUAAGGACCAAACAAACCAGGUCAGCCAGUGAAUCAUAUCUUCUGUGGAUGAAAUGUCUGACUCAUAUCAUCCUCCAUGUAACAGUUUCCAUCCAGUGUUCUGUAAUGCAUGCAUAAUUUUCUCUAAUGUAUUAUGUGCAAAAGGGUCAAUUCCCUGUGCACAGCAGUGUGUCCAGGUGCAUGUGCUAUGGUUCUGGCAGGAACAGCUAACUAGGUAUCCAAAACAAAUGUCCACAAAGUGAUUUUUUUUUUUUUCUUCUACACGUCUUUUGCAUACUCAUUGAUGUUGAGCUGUCUUUGGUUGGGAAACAAGAAGUAGGCUAUACAUGUAAACCACAGGAGGUUGGUGGCACCUUAAUUGGGGAGGACGGGCUUGUGGUAAUGGCUGGAGCAGAAUCAGUGGAAUGGUAUCAAAUAGAUAAAACACAUGGUUUGAAGCCAUUCCAUUUGCUCCGUUCUGGCCAUUAUUAUGAGCCGUCCUCCCCUCAGCAGCCUCCGCUGAUGUAUACUUGUAUACCACUGUAUUGGUGGCUGGGACAUUCAUUUGACCCUUUCAGGGUUUUUUCUACCCUCAGGUUAUGGGACAAGGUCCUGGCUCAACAAUCCAAACCUGUGGCGGAGAGGAGUCACUUCAUGGAGAGAGUGAAAGCCACUGUAUCCUUCCUCAGAUGAACUGAACAUUUAACACCCACAUAUAGCUAAACCUGAUUUAAUGCACCCUCUUGCUUUACGUUAAAUCUAUGCAUUAAUGAGUAGUUACAUAGUGUUUUAAUAAUAUAUCUUAGAUGUGACAUGGGACCUGCAGAGAUAUCAAUCGUUCAUUUCAACGAGUAUAAACUCGUUACUAAUUAUCUCACUCCCACUCGUUCACACAGCCCAUGUAAGAAAAAUUAGCACGGCAUCAAAUUCAGUGUCUACCAGCGUUUCUCAAAAUAACACACAGAAAAUUCAAUGUGUGUGCGCGUGCAUAUGAGUGUCUUCUAAUAUAAUCUCCCAGAGUCUUGUCUGCUUGUUCUCCUUGACCCGUCCACUUAUGGGUCAGUUCCCCAGAGAGUGGCCAACCAGUGGCAGCCCGGCCGACCCCGGGGCUCAGGUGGACAGACUGACACAGCUUUGCACGGACCUGAGUCAUUGCUACCAAAGCGAGCGGCUGCUGCUGACUUGCCAGACCUUCAGAACCACUGGCACUGAGCCAGGUACCAGCCCAGCCAGAGGAGAUGCAGAGGGGGGGUGGAAGAAGGGAUGAGUAGCAGAAAUUGUGGAGAACUAGUAAGAAAUAGGAAAUUACAGAAGUGGGGGGGAAGGGAGAGAUGGAGAACUGGUAGGAGAUUACAGAAGUGUGGGCGAUGAGAAAACAAGAGUCUGGAGAAGGGGUCCAUUUAUCCAAAAACUAAGGAUUUAGUUAGCUUAGAAAUUAGAACGUUCAGUGUUAAUAAUUUUUCAGCUCAUCACCUCUUAGUCCUCUGGACUCAUUAAGUGCUGAACUUAUUAAUUCUGCUGAAGGCUUUAGCGUUAGCAAUCAUUUGACAGAUCUGUUUUUAUGCUACAGAUAACAAUUAAUUACAGUAACUUCUAAUGAGUAAUGUAAAGCAAUUAGAUACAGCAAAACCUUUACAUUUUUUAUAGCACCAUUACAAUACAUUUGAGAUUGAUUUGCAUUGCGCUUUAUCACUGCAUUUGUUUAAUUUCAUGUCCAAAUACUGAAGAGAGAGUAAUUAUUUGUCAAUGUGUAGUAAUAAUAAUGCUUAGCGCAUGUCUGUUAUAUACACACACACAGUGAGGGAAAAAAGUUGGAUCCCCUGCUGAUUUUGAAAGUUUGCCCACUGACAAAGACAUGAUCAGUUUAUAAUUUUAAUGGUAGGUUUAUUUGAACAGUGAGAGACAGAAUAACAAAACUAAAAAUGCAUGUCAAAAAUGUUAUAAAUUGAUUUGCAUUUUAAUGAGGGAAAUAAGUAUUUGACCCCCUCUCAAUCAGAAAGAUUUCUGGCUCCCAGGUGUCUUUUAUACAGGUAACGAGCUGAGAUUAGGAGCAGACACUUAAAGGGAGUGCUCCUAAUCUCAGUUUGUUACCUGUAUAAAAGACACCUGUCCACAGAAGCAAUCAAUCAAUCAGAUUCCAAACUCUCCACCAUGGCCAAGGUCAAAGAGCUCUCCAAGGAUGUCGGGACAAGAUUGUAGACCUACACAAGGCUGGAAUGGUCUACAAGACCAUCGCCAAGCAGCUUGGUGAGAAGGUGACAAUAGUUGGUGCGAUUAUUCGCAAAUGGAAGAAAGACAAAAGAACUGUCAAUCUCCCUCGGCAUGGGGCUCCAUGCAAGAUCUCACCUUGUGGAGUUGCAAUGAUCAUGAGAACGGUGAGGAAUCAGCCCAGAACUACACGGGAGGAUCUUGUCAAUGAUCUCAAGGCAGCUGGGACCAUAGUCACCAAGAAAACAAUUGGUAACACUAUGCCGUGAAGGACUGAAAUCCUGCAGCGCCCGCAAGGUCCCCCUGCUCAAGAAAGCACAUAUACAGGCCCGUCUGAAGUUUGCCAAUGAACAUCUGAAUGAUUCAGAGGAGAACUGGUUGAAAGUGUUGUGGUCAGAUGAGACCAAAAUGGAGCUCUUUGGCAUCAACUCAACUCGCCGUGUUUGGAGGAGGAGGAAUGCUGCCUAUGACCCCAAGAACACCAUCCCCACCGUCAAACAUGGAGGUGGAAACAUUAUGCUUUGGGGGUAUUUUUCUGCUAAGGGGACAGGACAACUUCACCGCAUCAAAGGGACGAUGGACGGGGCCUUGUACCUCCUUCCCUCAGCCAGGGCAUUGAAAAUGGGUCGUGGAUGGGUAUUCCAGCAUGACAAUGACCCAAAACACACGGCCAAGGCAACAAAGGAGUGGCUCAAGAAGAAGCACAUUAAGGUCCCUGAGUGGCCUAGCCAGUCUCCAGACCUUAAUCCCAUAGGUCAAAAUCCCAAAUCUGUGGAGGGAGCUGAAGGUUUGAGUUGCCAAACGUCAGUCUCGAAACCUUAAUGACUUGGAGAAGAUCUGCAAAAAGGAGUGGGAGAAAAUCCCUCCUGAGAUGUGUGCAAACCUGGUGGCCAACUACAAGAAACGUCUGACCUCUGUGAUUGCCAACAAGGGUUUUGCCACCAAGUACUAAGUCAUGUUUUGCAGAGGGGUCAAAUACUUAUUUCCCUCAUUAAAAUGCAAAUACAUUUCUAACAUUUUUGGCAUGCGUUUUUCUGGAUAUAUUUGUUAUUCUGUCUCUCACUGUUCAAAUAAACCUACCAUUAAAAUUAUAGACUGAUCAUGUCUUUGUCAGUGGGCAAACGUACAAAAUCAGCAGGGGAUCAAAUACUUUUUUCCCUCACUGUAUGUGUGUAUAUACAGUGGGGGAAAAAAGUAUUUAGUCAGCCACCAUUUGUGCAAGUUCUCCCACUUAAAAAGAUGAGAGAGGCCUGUAAUUUUCAUCAUAGGUACACGUCAACUAUGACAGACAAAAUGAGGGGAAAAAAAUCCAGAAAAUCACAUUGUAGGAUUUUUUAUGAAUUUAUUUGCAAAUUAUGGUGGAAAAUAAGUAUUUGGUCAAUAUCAAAAGUUUCUCAAUACUUUGUUAUAUACCCUUUGUUGGCAAUGACACAGGUCAAACGUUUUCUGUAAGUCUUCACAAGGUUUUCACACACUGUUGCUGGUAUUUUGGCCCAUUCCUCCAUGCAGAUCUUUUCUAGAGCAGUGAUGUUUUGGGGCUGUCGCUGGGCAACACAGACUUUCAACUCCCUCCAAAGAUUUUCUAUGGGGUUGAGAUCUGGAGACUGGCUAGGCCACUCCAGGACCUUGAAAUGCUUCUUACGAAGCCACUCCUUCGUUGCCCGGGCGGUGUGUUUGGGAUCAUUGUCAUGCCGAAAGACCCAGCCACGUUUCAUCUUCAAUGCCCUUGCUGAUGGAAGGAGGUUUUCACUCAAAAUCUCACGAUACAUGGCCCCAUUCAUUCUUUCCUUUACACGGAUCAGUCGUCCUGGUCCCUUUGCAGAAAAACAGCCCCAAAGCAUGAUGUUUCCACCCCCAUGCUUCACAGUAGGUAUGGUGUUCUUUGGAUGCAACUCAGCAUUCUUUGUCCUCCAAACACGACGAGUUGAGUUUUUACCAAAAAGUUCUAUUUUGGUUUCAUCUGACCAUAUGACAUUCUCCCAAUCCUCUUCUGGAUCAUCCAAAUGCACUCUAGCAAACUUCAGACGGGCCUGGACAUGUACUGGCUUAAGCAGGGGGACACGUCUGGCACUGCAGGAUUUGAGUCCCUGGCGGUGUAGUGUGUUACUGAUGGUAGGCUUUGUUACUUUGGUCCCAGUUCUCUGCAGGUCAUUCACUAGGUCCCCCCGUGUGGUUCUGGGAUUUUUGCUCACCAUUCUUGUGAUCAUUUUGACCCCACAGGGUGAGAUCUUGCGUGGAGCCCCAGAUCGAGGGAGAUUAUCAGUGGUCUUGUAUGUCUUCCAUUUCCUAAUAAUUGCUCCCACAGUUGAUUUUUUGUUUCUGGUGUCCUUUGACAGCUCUUUGGUCUUGGCCAUAGUGGAGUUUGGAGUGUGACUGUUUGAGGUUGUGGACAGGUGUCUUUUAUACUGAUAACAAGUUCAAACAGGUGCCAUUAAUACAGGUAACGAGUGGAGGACAGAGGAGCCUCUUAAAGAAGAAGUUACAGGUCUGUGAGAGGCAGAAAUCUUGCUUGUUUGUAGGUGACCAAAUACUUAUUUUCCACCAUAAUUUGCAAAUAAAUUCAUUAAAAAUCCUACAAUGUGAUUUUCUGGAGAAAAAAAAUCUAAAUUUGUCUGUCAUAGUUGACGUGUACCUAUGAUGAAAAUUACAGGCCUCUCUCAUCUUUUUAAGUGGGAGAACUUGCACAAUUGGUGGCUGACUAAAUACUUUUUUUCCCCACUGUAUAUGUGUAUGUAUAUACUACCAGUCAAAAGUUUGGACACACCUACUCAUUCAAGGGUUUUUCUUUAUUUUUACUAUUUUCUACGUUGUAGAAAACACAUGGAAUCAUGUAGUAACCAAAAAAGUGUUUUUUGAUUUGUUUAACACUUCUUUGGUUACUACAUGAUUCCAUAUGGGUUAUUUCAUAGUUUUGAUGUCUUCACUAUUAUUCUACAAUGUAGAAAAUAGUAAAAAUAAAGAAAAACCCUUGAAUGAGUAAGUGUGUCCAAACUUUUGACUGGUACUGUACAUACAUACAUACAUACAGUGCCUUCGGAAAGUAUUCAGACCCCUUGACUUUUUCCACAUUUUGUUAAGUUACAGCCUUGUUCUACAAUGGAUUAAAUUGUUUUUCAAUCUACACACAAUACCCCAUAAUGACAAAGCAAAAACGGGUUUUUAGCAAGUCCUUUAGGGGACUUUUGGCAAACUCCAAGCGGGCUGUCGUGCCUUUUACUGAGGAGUGUCUUCCGUCUGGCCACUCUACCAUAAAGGCCUGAAUGGUGGAGUGCUGCAGAGAUGGUUGUCCUUCUGGAAGGUUCUCCCGUCUCCACAGAAGAACUCUGUAGCCCUGUCAGGGUGACCAUCAGGUUCUUAGUCACCUCCCUGACCAAGGCCCUUCUCCCCCGAUUGCUCAGUUUGGCCAGGCGGCCAGCUCUAGGAAGAGUCUUGGUUGUUCCAAACUUCUUCCAUUUAAGAAUGAUGUAGGCCACUGUGUCCUUGGAGACCUUCAAUGCUGCAGUAAUGUUUUGGUACCCUUCCCCAGAUCUGUGCCUCGACACAAUCCUGUCUCGGAGCUCUAUGGACAAUUCCUUCGACCUCAUGGCUUGGUUUUUGCUCUGACAUGCACUGUGAACUGUGUAACCUUAUAUAGACAGAUGUGUGCCUUUCCAAACCAUGUCCAAUCAAUUGAAUUUACCACAGGUGGACUCCAAGUUGUAGAAACAUCUCAAGGAUGAUCAAUGGAGACAGGAUGCACCUGAGCUCAAUUUCGAGUCUGAUAGCAAAGGGUCUGACUACUUAUGUAAAUAAGGUAUUUCUGUUUUUAAUUUUUAAUACAUUUGCUAAUAUUUCUAAAAAAACAGUUUUUGCUUCGUCAUUAUGGAGUAUUGUGUGUAGAUCAAUGAGGAAAAAAAUAUUUUAAUCCAUUUUAGAAUAAGGCUGUAACAUAACAUAAAAAGGGGUCUGAAUACUUUCAAAAUUCACUGUUUAUUUAUUUAUUGUUUCUUUGUUAUUAUGUGAAGCAACAUGCCAGAAUAGGGAAUAUGAAUCCUUGCUGAUGCUGGAAGGCCUGGAGAAGAUGGUGGCAGACCUCCUGAAACGUGCUGGACAGCUGAGAAAAGGUACUACAUCUUGCUUCACUCUAUACACUCACUCACACACAUCUCCACUCGAAGUGAGAGCUCUCCCUCUCAAUGUUUUUCACUGGCACAGUGUAGAGUAUAAUCAAAUGUCAAGAGAAUUAGUUCGGAUUUGAAAAAUCAGUCUUGGAAAGUAGGUAUAUUACCCUCCAAUUCCCCAUUUACUGACUUUUCCAGGGACUUAACUUGUGGUGAAAUUGUGACCUUUUGCAAUUUAUUCACCCAGCAGAAUUUAAAUUAGCCUAUAUAGCAUCUCACAGUAUAAUGCAACAUAUUCUCCACGGCCUUGAACAAAUACAAUUAUAAGCUGAGCUCUCUUUUCCCCCCUCACCAAUCUCACUGUGACAGUGUGGAGCUGAUGGUGGGAACUUUUCAUUAGAAUUGACCGUUUUUAGUGCUCCCAAAGCCUCCGAGAUGUCUGGCUAGGGGCUAGAUUGUGACAGAAUGUUCCAGAAUACACACACUCUGUCCAGAGUCAAAGCCAGAGUCCCCACUUAAAAUUGAGAGUCUCGACUGGCUGCCUUGCUGGCCCUGGCUUUCUCUCUCUCUCCCUCUUUCUCUCUCAUUCACUCACACACAGAAAUAUCUCAUUUACAUGUACAUAAGUAUUCACACCCCUGAGUCAAUACUUUGUAGAAGCACCUUUUGCACCGAUUACAGAUGUGUGUCUUUCUGGGUAAGUCUCUUAAGAGCUUUCCACACCUGGAUUGCGCAACAUUUUCCCAUUAUUAUUUUCAAAAUUCUUCAAGCUCUGUAAAAUUUAAGUCAGAUUUAAGUCAAAACUGUGACUCGGCCACUCAACAACAUUCACUGUCUUGGUAAGCAACUCCAGUGUAGAUUUGGCCUUGUGUUUUAUGUUAUUGUCCUGCUAAAAGGUGAAUUCAUCUCCCAGUGUCUGGUGGAAAGCAAGACUGAACCAGGUUUUCCUCUAGGAUUUUGCCUGUGCUUAGCACCAUUCCGUUUGUUUUUUAUCAUGAAAAACUCCCCAGUCCUUAACAAUUACAAACACAACCAUAACAUGAUGCAGCCACCACAAUGCUUGAAAAUAUGACAGUGAUACUCAGUAAUAUGUUUGGGGCAAAUCCAAUACUUUGUAUUCAGGACAAAAAGUGAAUUGCUUUGCCACAUAUUUUGCAGUAUUACUUUAGUGCCUUGUUGCAAACAGAAUGCAUGUUUUGGAAUAUUCUUAUUCUGCACAGGCUUUUGUCUUUUCACUCAGUAUAACAGUAAUAUUUAUUAUCUUAUCUCUAAUUUACAUUCUGGUAGUCUGAUGAUUAUGCAGCAUUUUAUUUUGGGACAUUUCAAAUGAAUUCAGUGCAAAUGUCCAACAAUAGAACGGUACAGUGACGCUUUUGUUGCAGCAUUGUCAUGAGUCAACUCACAACAGGACGAUGAGCAGAUUAAUUCUCACGUCACGAUCCCCCAAUGGAGAAAUGUGCUCCCUGAGAGUCAAUCUCCACGCGGACGCACACUAACGAGCUAAUUGAACCCCUCACUGUCUUGACUUAUGGAAAAUAAAAAUAGAAACCGUCAGAGUAACACCGUAACACACCGGAGACAGAUCUGUUCUUGUUUCCUUGGGCUCCUUUUUGAGGUGUGUCUGACUGAUGGUGAGGCUCCUUCUCAGGUCCCCCUGUGUGAGUGUGACAGUGAGGUUUUAAAGCCGUCAGUCAGUCCAUCCCUGACGACGCUCGAUGCUUGGCCCUGCUAUUUAAACUGAGGCAGCAGCAAGCACAUAGGAGGCGCAAACGUUUUCGGCUUCGGUUGCUCGCGCUCCUCGCACUCUAAAAAUAAACAAAAUUUUUCCAACCAGAGCGGGAGGCAUGGGAUCGAUGGAGGAGGCCGAAGAGGGAAGGAACGGGAGCGUUCUGCCCCGUCAGGAGAAGGGGCAAUUGGGGUGACCAGAGUGGGGUGACCCCCUUGCCCCCCACCCUGACCUACACCAGCCAGGCAGAGCUCCAGGAGGUGGAGAGGCUGAGGCUGAGAGUGGAGCUGCUACAGCAGGAGGUGCACCUGCAUCAGGUAAGAGGCACAACUAUCAUUCAUAUAUAUAUAUAUUGUGAUGGCCACUCCAAUACCUUGACUUUGUUGUCCUUAAGCCAUUUUGCCACAACUUUGGAAGUAUGCUUGGGGUCAUUGUCCAUUUGGAAGACCCAUUUGCGACCAAGCUUUAACUUCCUGACUGAUGUCUUGAGAUGUUUUAUGCAGCAUUUUAUUUUGGGACAUUUCAAAUGAAUUCAGUGCAAAUGUCCAACAAUAGACGUGGUCCUCUGUAGCUCAGCUGGUAGAGCACGGCGCUUGUAACGCCAAGGUAGUGGGUUCGAUCCCCGGGACCACCCACACACAAAAAUGUAUGCACGCAUGACUGUAAGUCGCUUUGGAUAAAAGCGUCUGCUAAAUGGCAUAUUAUUAUUAUUAUUAUGUUGCUUCAAUAUAUCCACAUCAUUUUCCUUCCUCAUGAUGCCAUCUAUUUUGUGAAGUGCACCAGUCCCUCCUGCAGCAAAGCACCCCCACAGCAUGAUGCUGCCACCCCCGUGCUUCACGGUUGGGAUGGUGUUCUUCGGCUUGCAAGUCCCCCUUUUUCCUCCAAACAUAACGAUGGUCAUUAUGGCCAAGUUCUAUUUUUGUUUCAUCAGACCAGAGGACAUUUCUCCAAAAAAGUAUGUUCUUUGUCCCUAUGUGCAGUUGCAAACUGUAGUCUGGCUUUUUAAUGGUGGUUUUGGAGCAGUGGCUUCUUCCUUGCUGAGCGGCCUUUCAGGUUAUGUCGAUAUAGGACUCGUUUUACUAUGGAUAUAGAUACUUUUGUACCUGUUUCCUCCAGCAUCUCAAGGUUCAUUUGCUGUUGUUCUUGAAUUGAUUUGCACUUUUCGCACCAAAGUACGUUCAUCUCUAGGAGACAGAACGCGUCUCCUUCCUGAGCGGUAUGACGGCUGCGUAGUCCCAUGGUGUUUAUACUUGCGUAUUAUUGUUUGUACAGAUGAACAUGGUACCUUCAGGCAUUUGAAAAUUGCUCCCAAGGAUGAACCAGACUUGUGGAGGUCUACAAUUGUUUUUCUGAGGUCUUGGCUAAUUUCUUUUGAUUUUCCCAUGAUGUCAAGUAAAGAGGCACUGAGUUUGAAGGUAGUCCUUGAAAUACAUCCACAGGUACACCUCCAAUUGACUCAAAUGAUGUCAAUUAGCCUAUCAGAAGGCACAGUCAAUUUAGUAUGUGUAAACUUCUGACCCACUGGAAUUGUGAUACAGUGAAUUAAAAGUUAAAUAAUCUGUCUGUAAACAAUUGUUGGAAAAAUUACUUUUGUCAUGCACAAAGUAGAUGUCCUAACCGACUUGCCAAAACUAUAGUUUGUUAACAAGGAAUUUGUGGAGUGGUUGAUAAACAAGAUUUAAUGACUCCAACCUAAGUGUAUGUAAACUUACGACUUCAACUGUAUAUAUAUAUACCGUUCAAAAGUUUGGGGUCACUUAGAAAUGUCCUUGUUUUCGAAAGAAAAGCUUUUUUUUUUGUCCAUUUAAAAUAACAUCAAAUUGAUCAGAAAUACAGUGUAGACAUUGUUAAUGUUGUAAAUGGCUAUUGUAGCUGGAAACGGCUGAUAAAAAAAUAAAUAAGGAAUAUCUACAUAGGCGUACAGAGGCCCAUUAUCAGCAACCAUCAGUCCUGUGUUCCAAUGGCACGUUGUGUUUGCUAAUCCAAGUUUAUCAUUUUAAAAGGCUAAUUGAUCAUUAGAAAACCCUUUUGCAAUUAUAUUAGCACAGCUGAAAACUGUUGUGCUGAUUAAAGAAGCAAUAAAACUGGCCUUCUUGAGACUAGUUGAGUAUCUGGAGCAUCAGCAAUUGUGGGUUCGAUUACAGGCUCAAAAUGGCCAGAAACAAAUAACUUUCUUCUGAAACUCAUCAGUCUAUUCUUGUUCUGAGAAAUUAAGGCUAUUCCAUGCGAGAAAUUACCAAGAAACUGAAGAUCUCGUACAACGCUGUGUACUACUCCCUUCACAGAACAGCGCAAACUGGCUCUAACCAGAAUAGAAAGAGGAGUGGGAGGCCCCGGUGCACAACUGAGCAAGAGGACAAAUACAUUAGUGGCUAGUUUGAGAAACAGAUGCCUCACAGGUCCUCAACUGGCAGCUUCAUUAAAUAGUACCCGCAAAACACCAGUCUCAACGUCAACAGUGAAGAGGCGACUCCGGGAUGCUGACCUUCUAGGCAGAUUUGCAAAGAAAAAUGCAUAUCUCAGACUGGCCAAUAAAAAUAAAAGAUUAAGAUGGGCAAAAGAACACAGACACUGGACAGAGGAAGAUUGGGGGAAAAAAAGUGUUAUGGACAGACAAAUCGAAGUUUGAGGUGUUCGGAUCACAAAGAAUAACAUUUGUGAGACGCAGACCAAAUGAAAAGAUGAUGGAGGAGUGCUUGAUACCAUCUGUCAAGCAUGGUGGAGGCAAUGUGAUGGUCUGGGGGUGCUUUGGUGGUGGUAAAGUGGGAGAUUUGUACAGGGUAAAAUGGAUCUUGAAGAAGGAAGGCUAUCACUCCAUUUUGCAACGCCAUGCCAUACCCUGUGGACGGCGCUUGAUUGGAGCCAAUUUCCUCCUACAACAGGACAAUGACCCAAAGCACAGCUCCAAACUAUGCAAUAACUAUUUAGGGAAGCAGCUGAUAUUCUGUCUAUAAUGGAGUGGCCAGCACAGUUACUGGAUCUCAACCCUAUUGAGCUGUUGUGGGAGCAGCUUGACCGUAUGGUACGUAAGAAGUGCCCAUCAAGCCAAUCCAACUUGUGGGAGGUGCUUCAGGAAGCAUCGGGUGAAAUCUCUUCAGAUUACCUCAACAAAUUGACAACUAGAAUGCCAAAGGUCUGCAAGGCUGUAAUUGCUGCAAAUGGAGGAUUCUUUGACGAAAGCAAAGUUUGAAGGACACAAUUAUUAUUUAUAUUAAAAAUCAUUAUUUCUAACCUUGUCAAUAACUACAUUUCCUAUGCAUUUUGCUAUAUUUCCUAUUCAAACUCAUUUCAUGUAUGUUUUCAUGGAAAACAUGGACAUUUCUAAGUGACCCCAAACUUUUGAACGGUAGUGUAUAUACACACACACACACACACAGACACACACACUUGUAACAGGUAGCUAAUAACACACCUUUUACACAUUUCUACCAAGAGUCAUGCCGUUACACACCUGUGCCCUGUAAAAGUUGAUUUCUCCACAAAGGUCAAUAUCGAGACUACUGUGUGUUUUUGCGCCUGUGUGCAUUUGUCACUUUUUUGGUGUGUGUUUUGUUUCUCUGACAGGCUCUCUCUGACACCAUGGUUAUGCUCUCCGCUCCUGGACUUCCCAACCCCGCCGCGCUCCGUGACAUUUACUCCCUGCUUGGAGAAGGAGGGGUGAUGUUCCCUACUCUGGUCCUGGACACGGAACCUGACUAAAGGAACAGGUCAAAGGAACCGAACUGGCCAAAUCAUCUGGGUCAUGUUUAUUAGGGCACACGAUGCAACGGAAAACAAAAAUGAACAUUUCUAAUUGGACAAGUCCAGGUAGCCCCUCCCUGUUUCAUUCUGUGUUCUUCCGUUUUGUGCCUAAU